AUGCAGUACGACCAGGUGCAGCCCGUGCAGUUUCAGAUGGCCGCAAACCGCGGGCGGCCGACAACGGCGCUCAUCCUUGGCGGCCAGGUCGUGGUUGAGAACACACGCCCUGCGCUGCCGACAUUGCUGGGGCGCACGCGCCUCCAGAUCUCCCGUGGCGCAAGGGCCCCCCUGUUUGCGGACAUCGAGUGCCCAGGGCUGCUGGUCCCAGGACGCCUAGUGUGCCCCUUCCGCGUGCCUGUCGGUGACGGCGGGGCCGGCGGCGUCCAGGCGCAGGUCUCCCCAAGCUUCCUGGCCGGCGGCGGCGAGGUGGUCAGCAGCGUCCAGCCAUUCAACUUUGCACAGGCAGUGGAGGUCGAGCUUGGCCGCUGCGCCAGCCUGCGCGGGGACACGCCGACAGGGAGGGGGCUGGCGGCCUCGAGGUUCCGUGACGGGCAGCGGGUCCAGGCGCCGGGCAACAGGGUGUGCCAGUCUGUGACGUUUGGGUACACCCAGCUGGUGGGGACCUUCCCCAUUGAUGGGGGCUGCGGCGAGUACCAGGUGCAGCAGUCUAUUGCAGUCGACCCCGACGGCCGUUUCCAGAGGCAGCAGCUCUCCACCGCAGGCGCCCGCGUCCGCGUCGUCGGCUGCGAGCGGCCGCCGGCCCUGAGCUUUGCGAGCGCCAGGCUAUUCGCGCAGCGCAGAUACGCGUGGAAGGUGUCCAAGGCCGCCACCCCCAGGGGCCCGCUCACCACUGCCUGGAACAAGGCGGUGUCAAUCAGCUACGACGUCAGGUACGACCGCGCCCUCCUCGGGCUGGGCGGCUUCGGGGUCGACACGACCAUCCAGGUGGACAACCCCAACUACUUCCAGCUCAACCUCGGGUACGUCCAGCUGGAGAUCGCACAAGGCGCACAGCCGGCCCAGCUCGUGCGCGCCAAGUGCCCUGUUGAUGACCAGGGGCGCGUCGUGGUGCCGCCGCGGGCGUCGGUGACGUGCGCGGCUUCGUCGGCGUCGCCGGCCGGCGAGGGGGUUGUCGCACUGCGGGCUCAGGCGUUCCAGCUGGACGGGGCGCAGGUCAGCAGCCCUGUGUCGAGGCUCGACUGGGCGGACGCCGCCGUCAACGAGGCCGACCCCCUGAUGGAGCCAAACUCUGUGGAGGGCAACGCGCCGCCACCGGCCGGGCAGGAGCAGCGGGUCUGCAACCCGGCAGUGUUCCGAUACACCGCCACCUGGGGCCCGUGGCGCCGCACCGACUGCUCGCUCACUCAGCCCUACAACUUGGCAACGCUCACUGUGGAGGGCACCAAUCAGACCUUCUCAGACUUCUCCCUGGCCUCAAUCAACAUCACCGGCUGCGCGCCGCCUGCACGCCCCCUGCCAAUCGUGAGGAUGACGGGCGUAACUAGUGAGAACAUCACUGCUGAGUACAGGUGGUCGGUCACCAGGGCUCUGGCACCGCAGGUCAAGAGCCUGACCAUUGCGGCCAGUGGGUUCAGCAAGGUGGACGUGAGCGUCAGCUACCAGCGCGGCAACGCGGUCAAUGUGACAAAAUACCUGCUCAAGGGCUUCGUCGUUAUCACCAACCCCCAGCGCGCCGGCACCGUGGAAGUCGAGAGGGUCGAGGUCGUCCUCUCCCGCGGCAAGGGGGCGCCGAUCACUGUUGUACCCAACUGCCCCAGCGGCGGCAAGAAGUUCUUGCUGCAGCCCAGCCCCAACGCCGGCGUGACCUGCGGCUUCUCUACGCCCUACCCUGACAACCGCGCGUCGAUUGCUGCCGCGGUGGUCUACCUGGCCGACAAGCGCAACGCGACGUCCAACGUGCAGCCCUUCACGUUUGCCCAGGCACCCAACACCACUGCCGGCUACUGCGCGUACAUCUCCGAUACGUUUGCCUGGUCGGCGCCUGCGGGCGUUCCGGCACCCAAGAUUGGUGCUGGCGAAAAGGCUCCGGACGCAGCCCAGGCGCUUCGGACGUGCGAUCCGCGGACCUUCAAGUACACAGUGCAGUUUGGCGGCUUCACGCGGGACAAGUGCAGCACGUUUGCGUUCAAGAGCGACGCGCGGGCCGUGCCCACGUCUGGCUUUGGCGCUGCAGGCGCUUCGACGCUCUCACUUCCGGUCCUAUGCAAGCCGUAG
Messenger RNA from Monoraphidium neglectum, 2118 nucleotides. RefSeq lists its product as hypothetical. The transcript is spliced from 8 exons. NCBI's taxonomy places the organism in Eukaryota, Viridiplantae, Chlorophyta, Chlorophyceae, Sphaeropleales, Selenastraceae. The record is from RefSeq and is a predicted model, not a curated record. Bases 1 to 2118 code for a protein of 705 amino acids.